AUGGGCUGUCAGACGUCAAAGGACGUUCUGCCCGACAGUUCCACGGAGCAACGGCCUAGUUUGAAUCAAAUUUAUCUUCAAGCAGCAUCGAAACAAUUGACUCGUGAGGAAAGUGGUGUUGGUGCUGGUCGACCACCGGUUAGUGACUCCCAUCGUGAUGUUUUUAGCAUCUUUGGUGAGCGAGGGAUGACGGUGGAAGUUCAUGAGAAUGCUGGAUCACCUUCAGCCAGUCAUUGUUCACCUGCUAGUCCAAGUGGUAGUGUCUUUUCAACUGCUACCACUGCCUCAGAUACGGAGCGGACAUUGGUUUUACAUCGACGAGCAGGUCAGUAUUUCCCAGCACUUCGCAUAAGUUAUGGCAUUUACUCGGAUACGGGCAUUCGCAAGGACAAUGAAGAUCGACAUACCAGUACAUCACGGAUGAUUGAGAAUGACCUCGUAGCUUUCUUUGGACUGUAUGAUGGUCAUGGAGGACCGGAGGUAGCAGAAUUUUUGGCACAAACAUUUCACGAGAAUGUCUUUCAUUAUCUGUCAAAGUCUACAAAUGAACCAGAAUCUGCAAGGAGUUUGCAGCCACGUGAAAUGGUAUUGAUGGAUGCUGUUCGGACAGCAUGUACAGCUACUGAUGAAGAAAUUUUUAAACAGCAAUUGCCAAGUGGAUCGACUGCAGUGUCGGUUGUAAUCCGAGGCAAUACGGCGCUAGUAUCCUCUGUAGGAGAUUCACAGGUUGUUUUGUCAACUAAUGGAAAAGCCAAGGAUAUGUGCAUUGCCCACACACCAGAGCUUUCUAGUGAACGAGAUCGGAUCCUUGCAGCUAAAGGAAAGAUCUCUAAGGGAAGGAUCUACGGCAUGCUUGGCGUAUCUCGUGCCUUUGGAGACAUUGAUUUUAAGACCGGGCGGGGAGAGUUCAAGAGUAGAUUCAACGGAGAUUUAGUUAGUGCCAUGCCCGACCUUGUGGUUCACGAGAUCAAGAGCCAGGACGAGUUCAUGGUGCUUGGCUGCGAUGGACUAUUCGAUGUGAUGGAGCCCCAGGUUGUCGUGAACUUUGUACGCAAUAAGCUGAGUUUACACGGAGAUGUACAGCAUGUGACAGAGGAGCUCGUGAGCCACGCCAUUGCACUUGGAUCGACAGACAACGUUAGCGCUAUUAUCGUAUGCUUCAACCAGGACGAGCAAGAGGUUGUACCUGUGACGCCUAUCGAAGCAGCACAGGCAGCAGAAGCUCAGAAGAAACGUGCGGCGGCAGCAGUGGCGUCUGCUGCAGACUCUGGGUGA
Molecule: messenger RNA, 1275 nt
Organism: Peronospora belbahrii
Lineage: Eukaryota; Oomycota; Peronosporomycetes; Peronosporales; Peronosporaceae
Source: the annotation of a GenBank genome assembly